AUGUCGGGCCCUAAGCUCUCUGACAAGGAGCUCUUUGAGCUCAAUGCCAAGGCUGCUGUGAAGAACUACAGCGUGGACCCACGUCUGGACUACCGAACGGUGUCCGCUAUUAACGGACCGCUGGUGGUGCUGGAGAAUGUCAAGUUCCCAUCGUACAAUGAGAUUGUGUCCUUGACGCUUCCUGAUGGAACGCGUCGAGGUGGCCAGGUGCUCGAGGUGUCGGGCAACAAAGCUAUCGUGCAGGUGUUUGAGGGCACGUCAGGUAUUGACGUGAAGGACACCCAUAUCGAGCUCACCAAGUCGUCGAUGAAGCUGCCUGUGUCGGAAGACAUGCUAGGACGCGUGUUCAAUGGAUCGGGUAAGCCUGUCGAUAAUGGUCCUCGUGUGUUUGCCGAAGACUUUUUGGACAUCAAUGGCUCCCCCAUCAACCCGUACUCACGCGCAUAUCCUGAGGAAAUGAUUCAGACGGGUAUCUCCACGAUUGACACAAUGAACUCGAUUGCUCGUGGUCAAAAGAUCCCUAUCUUCUCGGCCUCGGGUCUUCCUCACAAUGAAAUCGCCGCCCAGAUUUGUCGUCAGGCCGGCCUGGUCAAGAAAGCCACCAAGGGCGUGCACGACGACCAUGAGGACAACUUUACGAUCGUGUUCGCUGCCAUGGGUGUGAAUAUGGAAACGGCUCGCUUCUUUAAGCAAGACUUUGAAGAGAAUGGCUCGCUCGACCGCGUCACCCUCUUCCUUAACCUCGCCAACGACCCCACGAUCGAGCGUAUCAUCACGCCGCGUCUGGCGCUCACGACGGCCGAGUACUUCGCGUACCAGCUCGAGAAGCACGUCCUGGUCGUCAUGACUGACAUGACGUCCUAUGCAGAUGCUCUGCGUGAAGUGUCGGCCGCGCGUGAGGAAGUACCAGGUCGUCGUGGUUACCCCGGUUACAUGUACACAGACUUGGCUACCAUCUACGAACGUGCUGGCCGUGUGGAAGGCCGCAAUGGCUCAAUCACGCAGAUCCCUAUUUUGACUAUGCCUAACGACGACAUGACACACCCGAUUCCUGACUUGACAGGCUACAUUACCGAGGGACAGAUCUAUGUCGACCGGCACCUGCACAACCGACAGGUGUAUCCGCCGAUCAACGUGCUGCCGUCGCUCUCGCGUCUGAUGAAGAGCGCUAUUGGUGCCAAACACACGCGUGUCGAUCACAGCGACGUGUCGAACCAAAUGUAUGCAGCCUAUGCCACGGGUCGUGACGCUGCAUCGAUGAAGGCCGUCGUCGGUGAAGACGCGCUGAGCAACGAGGACAAGCUGACGCUUGAAUUCAUGGAGCGCUUCGAGAAAGAGUUCGUGGCGCAGGGCGCGUACGAAACACGCACGAUCUUUGACUCGCUCGACUUGGGCUGGUCGCUGCUGCGUAUCAUGCCAAAGGAGAUGCUCAACCGUAUCAGUCCCAAGAUCAUCAAGGAGUUCUACUCGCGCAAGGCAACCAAGCAUGCGGAUGAGACAGAGGAUGCUAAGCCGAGCGUGACGGAAGAGUAG
Malassezia restricta is the source of this 1533-nucleotide messenger RNA. RefSeq names its product V-type H+-transporting ATPase subunit B. The record is from RefSeq and is a predicted model, not a curated record. Gene Ontology annotation, biological process: proton transmembrane transport; ATP metabolic process. Gene Ontology annotation, cellular component: proton-transporting V-type ATPase, V1 domain. Bases 1 to 1533 code for a protein of 510 amino acids. Gene Ontology annotation, molecular function: ATP binding; proton-transporting ATPase activity, rotational mechanism. The transcript has 3 exons. Lineage: Eukaryota; Fungi; Basidiomycota; Malasseziomycetes; Malasseziales; Malasseziaceae.